Molecule: messenger RNA, 1716 nt
Organism: Brassica napus (rape)
Lineage: Eukaryota; Viridiplantae; Streptophyta; Magnoliopsida; Brassicales; Brassicaceae
Product: 3-ketoacyl-CoA thiolase 2, peroxisomal
Exons: 14
Coding region: 189-1571 (460 amino acids)
Biological process (GO): phenylacetate catabolic process; fatty acid beta-oxidation
Cellular component (GO): peroxisome
Molecular function (GO): acetyl-CoA C-acyltransferase activity
Source: RefSeq, a predicted model, not a curated record
AAAUAAAUAUUUACAAACAAACAAGAAAUGAUUAUUUGAUAUCCUUAAUUUAGAUUAAUAACGGCCAAAGCGGUGAGCUAUCCAUCUUUGCUUAUAAAUGGAUCGAACCCGACGACUGUGUAGUUUCGUCAAGUUUACAAACAAAUCAUUUCCCAGAAAAACAGAUCCGAAUUUGAAUCGGCAUAAAAAUGGAGAAAGCGAUCGAGAGGCAAAGAGUUCUUCUUGAACAUCUCCGUCCUUCUUCCUCCCACAGUUUCGAGGGCUCUCUCUCUGCUUCUGCUUGCUUGGCUGGGGACAGUGCUGCUUAUCAAAGGACCUCUCUCUAUGGAGAUGAUGUUGUCAUUGUCGCAGCCCAUAGAACUGCACUUUGCAAGUCCAAACGUGGCAACUUCAAGGAUACUUAUCCUGAUGAUCUCCUUGCACCUGUUCUUAGGGCUUUGAUAGAGAAGACGAAUCUAGACCCAAGUGAAGUUGGUGACAUUGUUGUGGGUACUGUUUUGGCACCGGGGUCUCAGAGAGCCAGCGAGUGCAGGAUGUCUGCUUUCUAUGCUGGUUUCCCUGAAACCGUGGCGGUGAGGACUGUGAAUAGACAGUGCUCCUCUGGGCUUCAGGCUGUUGCUGACGUUGCCGCUGCCAUCAAAGCUGGAUUUUAUGAUAUUGGUAUUGGGGCUGGAUUGGAGUCCAUGACUACCAACCCAAUGGCAUGGGAAGGGUCAGUCAACCCAGCGGUGAAGAAGUUUGAGCAAGCACAGAAUUGUCUUCUCCCUAUGGGUGUUACUUCCGAAAAUGUAGCACACCGCUUUGGUGUCUCAAGGCAGGAGCAAGACCAAGCUGCUGUUGACUCGCACAGAAAGGCAGCUGCUGCUACUGCUGCUGGUAAAUUCAAGGAUGAGAUAAUUCCAGUUAAAACCAAGCUUGUUGAUCCAAAGACAGGUGAUGAGACACCAAUUACAGUUUCUGUUGAUGAUGGGAUCCGAGCAAGCACAACCCUUGCCACUCUUGGGAAGCUGAAGCCAGUAUUUAAGAAGGAUGGCACAACAACCGCUGGAAACUCCAGUCAAGUAAGUGAUGGUGCAGGAGCCGUUCUCCUCAUGAGGAGAAGUGUUGCUACGCAAAAAGGACUUCCUGUCCUUGGUGUAUUCAGGACAUUUGCUGCAGUUGGUGUUGAUCCAGCAAUCAUGGGUGUCGGUCCAGCAGUUGCCAUUCCAGCUGCAGUUAAGGCGGCUGGUUUAGAACUCGAUGACAUCGACUUGUUUGAAAUCAACGAGGCAUUUGCAUCUCAGUUUGUUUAUUGCCGUAACAAACUGGGACUUGACGCCGAGAAAAUCAAUGUCAAUGGUGGUGCAAUGGCCAUAGGACAUCCUUUGGGCGCUACAGGAGCACGUUGCGUUGCUACUUUGUUGCACGAGAUGAAGCGCCGUGGAAAAGACUGUCGUUUUGGGGUAGUGUCGAUGUGCAUUGGGACGGGGAUGGGUGCAGCGGCUGUGUUUGAGAGAGGAGAUGGAGUUGAUGAGCUUCGCAAUGCAAGGAAAGUUGAAGCGCAAGGCUUUUUGUCCAAGGACGCUCGUUAGAGAUAACUGAAUGUGUACAAGCAUCAAACACACAUUUCAGUUCUCCAAAUAUUACAGUUAUUUGAAUAAAGCAUUACAAUCAAUGUUUGCCCGAGUCUUGUAUCCUUCUUGACCGGGUGGUGUUUUUAAUAUAUCUUUUUUUUUU